AUGCCCUCAGAUUGGGACUGGCCCGCGGUGCGGCGUCUGCCGGGGAUUGGGAACAUAGGAGCGCGGGCUGGUGGGGGGCGGCGCGGCCGCCCGCUAGCCGCGGCCAGCCGCCUGAGCGGGGUGAAUCGGAUGGGCCGGGCCGCGGAUGAGAGGGCGCGGGGCCGCGUCUGGGCAGGCAGCACCGCGCCGCUCGCGGGCGCUGCCUGCUGCGACCUCAUGGGUGGCGAUCCCUGGCGGGGUCGCCCGCCUGGCGACCGGUGGGGGAUGACGGCGUGGUGUGGCUGCCCGCAGGCGAUGGCGGACAGCGACCCUAUCAGAAAUCGGCUCGAGGUUUGGGAGGGCGGCGUCCCGUCGCUGCCGUCCUUGGAUCAUGGGAAGGUGUCCCAGCUGUCGGCCGCGGAUUUCAAGGUCGUCUUCAAGUCCGGCAGCUUUUGGCCGUACCCCGCUGAUGCAGUGAAGAGCAUCGCGGUUGGAGCGCUGGGGCGCUGCGGGAAACAGUCAGAACGACUUUGCGCAUGCUACCCUGGUGCAUGCACCUGCUCCGCCACGAUCCUGAACAACACGUCCUGCACAUCAUCGGAGCAAGAGAGUGGCGAUGGCUGUGAAGAGACAACUGCGGCACAGAAAAAGAAGACUCGGAGGGGGACCAAGGCUGGAAGGCAGGUGAAGGAGAGGCGGAUAAAAGCUACCGCCAAGCGAGAAGCCAAGGCGUACGCUGCGCUGGCCACCCCAGCGUUCAAUGCACCGCCCCCUCCUCCCUUUGGCUACAUUGCGCCACCCAUAACGGUCCCACCCCCGUUCCACCUGGAGGUGGAUGAAACUUCCGAGGGCGUAGCCACAUUGCCACAGGGCUUGCUUGAGCCCCUGGUCAACAGAGAAAAGGAAUAG
Ostreobium quekettii is the source of this 888-nucleotide messenger RNA. The record is from the annotation of a GenBank genome assembly. Lineage: Eukaryota; Viridiplantae; Chlorophyta; Ulvophyceae; Bryopsidales; Ostreobiaceae.